Pseudopodoces humilis (Tibetan ground-tit) is the source of this 2133-nucleotide messenger RNA. It is a transcript of the gene CDHR5, whose product is annotated as cadherin related family member 5. Gene Ontology annotation, molecular function: beta-catenin binding; calcium ion binding; cadherin binding. Gene Ontology annotation, biological process: calcium-dependent cell-cell adhesion; cell migration; multicellular organism development. NCBI's taxonomy places the organism in Eukaryota, Metazoa, Chordata, Aves, Passeriformes, Paridae. Gene Ontology annotation, cellular component: adherens junction; catenin complex; membrane. The record is from RefSeq and is a predicted model, not a curated record.
ACCAUGGCUGUUCCUCACUGGCUCCUCAUGUCUGCGCUCUUUCUGCUGCCCCUCCUGGCACAGGUUUUGGCACAGGAACCAGGAUGUUCUGUCAAUAACAACAAACCAAGUGUCCCUGAAAAUAAAUGUCCUUAUGUGGUGACUAGUGUCCACAUGCAGCCAGGUUUCACCCUAACAAUUGACCCCAAUUUCCCUGAUGGCCAAUUCUUCGCCAUUGAGGGCUUGGAGCUGAAGCUGACAAAGUGUGUGGACUAUGAGGAAGACCCUGUGCUGCUGCUGUACUUGAUCUGCAAGGACCCUGCUGGCCAGACUGAUUCCUUGGAAAUCCUAGUCACCAUUCUGAACGAGAACGACAACAGCCCCGUGUUUGCACAGCCAAACAUCACCAGGGAUGUCCCAGAGGAUACAAAAGUAGACACAGCUAUUGUAGCCCGUGAAGAAUUAAGUGCUACUGAUGCUGACCUGGACACCAUCUACUAUGAACUCACUACUACAGUGCAGGACACAGAUGGUUAUUUUGCCAUAAGAGGAGCUAAUAACCCAGAAAUUUAUUUACAAAAAACAUUGGACUAUGACAAAUUUACUUCGACAACGUUGCUCUUGUAUGCCAGGGACAGGCCUGUGACCAGCCCCGAGCCCAGCAACAAUGCCACUGCAACAAUAACCAUCACCAUCCAGCAGAGUGACACCCGGGCACCCUGGUUCCUGCCCUGCACCCGGAUCCACAAUGACGCCAGCGUCUGCAUCAGCAGCCCCUACUCUGGCAGGGUCAACAUCUCCGAGAUGUCGACAGAGCCACUUCUCCUGGAGCCAGGGCCCAUCUAUGCUAUAGACCCUGACUACACCAUCAGUGACAGGAUCCUGUACAGCAUUGUUGGGGGUAAUACAGACAACGUGUUCUCAGUGGAUGCAGACACAGGGAAUCUAACCAUGAACAAAAUAGUGACUUCCCCAGAUUCCUUUUUGUUGCAAGUUAUGGCUGCCCAGGUCAGCAACAUAAGGAAAUACUCUGUAGCCACUGUAGAGAUCAAGGUCAUCAAUAAAAGCAAUUUUCCACCCUACUUUGAGAAGGGGGUCUACAACGGGAUGGUGUUUGUUGGGCUGCCCCAGAGAAGCUUUGUCUACCAAGCUGGAGAUCCUUCCACCCCUCUGGUGAUAACAGCAAUGGAUCAGGAUUUCCCUGAUAAAGUCAACCCCAACAUUGAGUAUUUCCUCAAAAACAGCACUGAUUUCAUUGCAACCAGGGAUGGGCUCAUCCUGACCAACAUAGUGCUGGAGUCCCCAGGAACUGUGACCAUCCAGGCUGUUGGAAAAGAUGUGUUGAGCCUGCAGGAGGCAAGCACCAUAAUUGUGGUUGAAGUCAUCCUUGCCACAGCUGUGACCCCCUCUGACAAGAUGUACUCUGCUCAGGACAUGGCUAUCUUAGGGGGCACAUUAGCAGCACUGCUGUUAAUUGCCUUAGUCUUCCUUGGAGUGCUGGUAUGGAAAUCCAGUAGAUGGUACAGGAAACCUGUCAAAUACCUGAUGAAGAAAAAGCUCACCAUGGAGAUCUCUGGAGGUCACCAGAAUGAAUAUUACCAGGAAGAUGAGCAGCCUUAUGUGAACACCAAGCAGCAUGAGCCAUCAGAAACCAGCAGUGUCCAGGCAGAGCCUCCUGUGCCAGAGCAGCCAGCACUUGCCUUGUACUCCUCUGGUGCAGAGGAAACAGACAGUCUCCCAAAGGGCUCCACAGCUUCCACUGUCACCUUUGACCAGGAAGAGAAAGAGGAAGAAAAGGAAGAAGAGGCUGGACAGGAGAAAGAAGUGAAGUCAAUCCUCAAAACAGACAGGCACUUGGCAGAUGAUGGCUACAAAGCUGUGUGGUUUAAGACUGAUGUGGACCCCGAGGCUGGAGAGAGGGUUGAAGUGAUUGAGGACAAUGCAGCAGCAGAUGAUGAUGAUGAUGAUGAUGAUGACAGUGACCAAGAUCUGAAGAAGAAUGAGGAGGAGGAGGAGGGAGAAAGUUCUGACACAGACAAUCACCACCGAGGGCUGGAAGAGCCCUUUGCCUCAGAGAGCUCAUCACCCCCAGCAGCAGAGGUGACAGCCAACAUGUCUCACACAGGUGCAGGGACAGCUGACUCUAAGAUAUAA